AUGACGAGAAAUUUCGUUGCAGCGAUCUAUUUCGAAACUAUUACAAGACAUCUUCAUAUAGCUCAUGUCAGUAUUGUCAUUUAUGCAGUUUUAGUCGAAAACAUGACUUUUGGUUUUGGUGAACUAUUGCGAAAGUUGCGGCUGUAUACAGUGAACUUCAAUAUCUUCUCAUCGAUUCCACCAUCGGACGAUCAAUACGAACUUCAAACUCAGCGUAUCUCUACACGAUUGUUUAUCAUCCUCCUCGCUCUCUCACUGAUCAUUCUCAUACUCUACACAUCCCUCAUCAACGGCACUCAAACGGUCAAUGUCGACUCACCAACCAUGGCACGAUACCUCCAGUUAUACUCCACCUAUCCACAAACACUGUCAUGUGAUUGCAAACAAAUAUCGAUCAACUACGCCAUAUUUGUGCACUUGAACUAUAGUCUACAUCAGAUCUGCAGUAGUGUCUUCACUAUACCAAAGAUUGGAUCAAUUAUAUGCUACGUGUUCGUGGAAUAA
This is a messenger RNA of Adineta ricciae, 504 nucleotides long. Lineage: Eukaryota; Metazoa; Rotifera; Eurotatoria; Adinetida; Adinetidae. The record is from the annotation of a GenBank genome assembly.